Messenger RNA from Egretta garzetta (little egret), 1630 nucleotides. It is a transcript of the gene SNX17, whose product is annotated as sorting nexin 17. Gene Ontology annotation, biological process: signal transduction; intracellular protein transport. The annotation marks the transcript as partial. Gene Ontology annotation, cellular component: early endosome. NCBI's taxonomy places the organism in Eukaryota, Metazoa, Chordata, Aves, Pelecaniformes, Ardeidae. Gene Ontology annotation, molecular function: phosphatidylinositol binding. The record is from RefSeq and is a predicted model, not a curated record. The transcript is spliced from 11 exons.
CUGAGGGAGAGGGGGGGCAGAGCAGCCACCACCUUCCUGGAGGCUCUUGCAGCACUCUGCUCUCUUCCCAGCUAAGGAAAGAGUAUGGCGCCAACGUGGUCCCAGCCUUUCCCCCAAAGAAGAUCUUCACACUCACCCCGGCAGAGGUAGAGCAGCGACGGGAACAGCUGGAGAAAUACAUGCAGGCUGCAGCGGAGGGGCCGGGGUGCCAAUCCUGCGUUUCUCUCCAGGAGACGCAGCAGAUCCCCACGGAGGAGGUGGUGCUGGAAGUGCUGCUCUCCAAUGGCCAGAAGGUCAAGGUCACCAUCCUUACCUCGGACCAGACAGAGGAUGUCCUUGAGGCCGUGGCCUCCAAGCUGGAUCUGCCAGAUGACCUGGUCGGCUACUUCAGCCUCUUCCUGGUGAGAGAGACCAAGGACGGAGCUUUUUCCUUCGUGCGGAAGCUGCAGGAGUUUGAGCUGCCGUAUGUGUCUGUCCCCAGCCUGCACAACCCCGAGUUCAGGAUCAUCCUGCGCAAGAGCUACUGGGACUCCUCCUAUGACGACGACGUAAUGGAGCAUCGCGUGGGGCUGAACUUGCUGUACGCGCAGACGGUGUCAGACAUCGAGCACGGGUGGAUCCUUGUCAACAAGGAACAGCACCGGCAGCUGAAGUCCCUGCAGGAAAAAGUCUCCAAGAAGGAGAGGGGAGCUGGCGGUGGUGGAAGGCUGGUGGGAGCCAGGCAGAGGGCCAGCACCCGGCUGGGGCUGCCCUCCCUCGGCACGGGGGCCCGGGAAGCUGGCUGCCUUCCCUCCGGAGGCUCCCAGGCUCAGCGCGUGCCCUUGCAGGUGCCGAUGAGCAAUGGCCCCUCGGGGAGCAGCCCGGGCAAGUCUGAGGUGAAGCUGGAGUUGGCUUUCGAGUAUCUAAUGAGCAAGGACCGGCUGCAGUGGGUCACCAUCACCAGCCCACAGGCCAUCAUGCUGAGCAUCUGCCUGCAGUCCAUGGUGGAUGAGCUGAUGGUGAAAAAGUCUGGAGGCAGCAUCCGCAAGAUGUUUCGCCGGCGGCUGAACGGGGCCCUGCGGCGCUCAGACAGCCAGCAAGCUGUGAAAUCGCCCCCGCUGCUGGACUCUCCCGACGCCUCCCGGGAGCCGAUGGCCAAACUCUCGAGCAAGCUCACCUCUGUCAGCCUGCGAGGGAUCAGCCACUCCAGCUCUGCUAACGAUGUGGGCACUAACGACUUCCAUGGCAAUUAUGCCUUUGAGGGCAUUGGCGAUGAAGAUCUGUAGUGCCCCCUUUCCCAGGACGGCACUGGCCCGAGGGCCUUGGCUGAGGAAUGUAUGACCUGCAGACAGGUUGCAAUCGACGUGCCUCUCACCCGCUACAUCCACCUCCCCCUGCUCCCCCCAGGCUGGGGAGCUCGCCCCCAGCCCACCGUUGCCUUUGGGGUGGGGGCAGCUGAACUCCUCCUGCUGCUGGCUCCAGCUGGGAGAGGGCUUGUUCCCAGGGCGGCACCAGCCCAACCUGAGAAGCGUGCCCAGGCCGAGCCCUGGCGCAGCGCCGCAGAGCCUGGCCCAGCGCGGGGGGCAGAGCUGCCCCUUCCCCAGCCGGGAGGGCCUGGCCCGAGCGCCCAGCUGCCCUGGGGUGGCUGGGG